AAGAACCUUAUACUUUGUGCCCGGAUAGCCUGACAGCUAUAAAAUCAAAGGCUAUUUAUUCCUUUUCUUCUGGCUGGGAAGGUCUUGAGAGCUAAGAUUCUGUGAUUCAGAAGUCAGCUUCAGAUCCGGCCUCCUGGAAGAGAAAAGGGCCCAUCAUAUGCUUAUUUUUCCAGGAUACUGCUUUGGAAAUUGAGUCAGGGACCCAUGGGUGGAAUGAAAAUACAAUGAACAGAAUCACAUUUAUCUGUCUCUGGAGUUUGUGACAAACUCUGCCUGACAACGGGAGGUCUGAAGAUCAGAAGGAACUCUACCCAACGGGAGUCUUUCUCUACAAGACAAAACAGUAUAGAAUCCGAAACAUGUCCACCUUAUUUGAAAAAGUUAGCAAGAAAUUGGCCAAGGAGAUUGACAGAGACCUGAAGAUUGUCAACUUCUCAGAUGCCACAAAAAUCUCUCAGUUUGCUAUAUUACAGAAGAAGAAGAGUACUUCACUGUUUCGGGAAAAACCUGAUGAACCAGUUCAAGUCUCCCUCAUAGACAUCCUGGAACCAAAUUCUUCAGUCUCCAGUAUUGUCAGCCAGGACCAAGAGAGGGAAGGACAGAAAAACAAAGACUACCAUGAAGUGAAAGGACCAUACUUCUUCAGAAAUAUUAUGGUGCAAAAGCAGAAGGCUGGCGUCAGUGUGAGUGCCGGCGUGGAUGCGAGUUUGUCGGGGGAGGCUACGGAGUUCCAAGAGUUCGACCUCGAGUAUCAGAUUGUUACCACCCCAUUUCUAUCCUGGAUAGAACUUAAAAAGAGGAAAGUGUUGGAGUCAAUGCUGUCAGCUCUGAAGAGCCAGACAGCAGCAGAGAACCUAUACGUUGUGACAGAAAUUGUGCAACUGGUCAACAGUCCUAAGCUACAGGAUGUCAGAAGUUUGAAUAUAUUGGGAAAAUUGUUAAUCCCUUGGAAUACUAUUUUCAAGGGGGGAGCCAUGGGAGAGGACAGCAAAAUGGAAAAAAGGGAGAAGAUUCUACAGAAAGGCAUGGUGAUGGCCUAUAAGAAGAAGAAGCUGAUUAUCAAGGGCAACAACUGGGACAUCUCAGAUGAUGACAAGCAGAGAACCUUCCCAGAAGAACAACUGCACAUGUUAAUGUCAUCAGGCCCUGUAAAUCCUACCAUCCUGCCAAUAGACAUCUCAAAUGAUGAUCAGCAGAGAACCUUCCCAGAAGAGCAACUGCACAUGUUAAUGUCACCAGGUGAGUGGGUGAUUUUAGAGCCCAAAGUGGAGUCUGAUCCCCUCAACCCCAUGAGGCUUCUCUGCACAACAAAAGCCCCCUGUGAUUGUGUCUGCAGUCCUUACUUAAGGGCCUGGGAUCUGGCCCCCAGGGCAAAGGGCAGGGCUGGAUGGAAAGCAGAGGGUCAGGGAAGGAGGGGACAGAAGGUGAGAGGCACCGAGUGGCUUCAGACACUGACUCCAAUUUGUCUUCUAGACCCUGUAAAUCCUACCAUCCUGCCAAUAGGAAGAAUAGAAGAACCCUUUUGGCGAGAUUUCAGGUGCCUCCAAGAAGAGGUUUCUGAGAAAGCGGAGGCUGUGGCCCGGCUCCCCAGAGACGUUCAGGAUGUCGUGUUCUCUAGUGUCCAGGACAUGCUCCAGGACCGAGAGGCCCUGGAGGCCCUCGUGCACACGCUUGAACAGGAAUCUUUGGGUCAUUUGAACGGCCCUGGCAGCACCAUCCUAAAUAAGCUGCAAGAGGAUUCCGGGUAUUCAUGGAGUAACACAAAGUACCUCAUCCUUUACCUGCUUGAAGCCAUAGUCGUGCUGAAUGACACCCAACUUGAUCUGCUGGCCCAGUCCAUGGAGAAGGGGAUCCUGCUGCAUCAGCGGGAGCUGGUCCGGAGUAUCCUGGAGCCCAACUUCAAGUACCCCUGGAACAUUCCCUUCACCCUGAAGCCCGCGCUCCUGGCCCCCCUCCAGGGCGAGGCUUUGGUGAUCACCUGUGGCCUGCUGGAGGAGUGCGGCCUGGAGGUGAAGCUGAAUAGGCCCUGGUCCACCUGGGACCUGGAAGCCAACAAGCAGCCUCUGUCUGCCCUGUAUGGGGCCCUGUCGGUCCUGCAGCAGCUGGCGGCAGCCUGAGCCCUGCAUGGGGGGCGUCUGUCCAGAGCGGCCUGACCCUCCCGAGGCCACGCUGUGAGUGCCCUCCCUGGGCUCAGGGCACCUAGGGCUACACCCCUCUGCCUUUCCAGGGGAGAAGAGGGGUGGGGCAGGGCUCAGUGGAGACUCGAUGGAAGGUUCUGGUGGGAUGAAAAUAUCUGUAUCUUGAUAAAGUUUCAUGCAUUUGUCAAAAUUCAUCAAAUAGUAUCUAGAGAUGCGAGCAUUUCACUGUAUGUACAUUUUACUUUAAGAUAGUGUAAACAAAUAUUGAACUCUAAUAUGCAAAUUGAAUGUUUGGGGUGAAUGAUGCUGGUAUCUUUUAAUUUACUCUGAAAUGCGUGAAGAAAAUCAUGUGCGUUAAGGGGUAGAUAAACAGAUAUGUGUCCAAGGAUAUAUGGUGAAAUAUUAAAAAGAAGAAUCCUUUUUUUUUCUUGAAACAGGCUUUGCCUCACCCCACUCCAUGGGAUUGAUGGUAGAAAGUCAGAUACAUGACCAUAGAAUGAAGUAAAAUGUUAAUAAUUGGGGAAUAUGGGUGUAGGAUAUAUAAGAGUUCUUUUUAGUUCUUAAAACAUUUUGUAAGCCUGAAAUUGUUUCAAAUAAAAGCUCUUUUCCAUCUG
This is a messenger RNA of Manis javanica (Malayan pangolin), 2752 nucleotides long. NCBI's taxonomy places the organism in Eukaryota, Metazoa, Chordata, Mammalia, Pholidota, Manidae. The record is from RefSeq and is a predicted model, not a curated record.